Coffea eugenioides is the source of this 7220-nucleotide messenger RNA. RefSeq names its product protein CELLULOSE SYNTHASE INTERACTIVE 1. The coding region runs from base 525 to 6887 and encodes 2120 amino acids. NCBI's taxonomy places the organism in Eukaryota, Viridiplantae, Streptophyta, Magnoliopsida, Gentianales, Rubiaceae. Gene Ontology annotation, cellular component: cellulose synthase complex. Gene Ontology annotation, molecular function: microtubule binding. The record is from RefSeq and is a predicted model, not a curated record. The transcript has 8 exons. Gene Ontology annotation, biological process: regulation of cellulose biosynthetic process; anisotropic cell growth.
UCCCACAACCUUUUCUUAGCAGCCUCCUCAGUCCCAUCUUUUCUCUUUCUCUCACAUUUUUCCGUGUAGUUUUCUGUGUGUUCUUUUUGUCUUUUUAAUUCAGUUUGUAUUAGUAUCCCUCAAUUCAUACCAAACAUUCAUUAAUUGAUUCAUUCAUUCUUUUCUUCCUUCGCUUGUCUGCUACGAAACCUCUCAACCCAAUUGCCUAUCCUGAAUCUCCCACCCUCUGAAACCAGCAAAAAAGACCCCUUUUUUUUGUUGAUUACUGCUCAUAAUUCAUUCAUGAGGAUUUUGCUGUGUUCUCACUGAAACGAGGGAGCUGUAAGCUAAGGGUGUUUGGUAUUGGCUGUGAUCUGGGGGCGGAGGCGGAUCUGAGGUGAAGAUCUCUGGAUCACAGCAAGCUGGCUGCAACACUGGCUUGGAGGUUUGCUGCCACCAAUGGCAGCAGCCUUCCCACCAAUGACUUGGAGAGAAAUGGGGAUGUUAAACCUCAAGACUCAGAGCCUCCGACUCCUCAUUCCCUCAUGAAGAUGGGUUCAAGAGACCGUAGUAACAUGGAGGAUCCAGAUGGUACAUUAGCAAGUGUUGCUCAAUGCAUUGAGCAAUUGCGCCAGAACUCUUCAUCUAUACAAGAAAAAGAGUAUUCCUUGAGGCAAUUGCUGGAACUUAUAGAUACACGUGAGAAUGCUUUCAGCGCUGUUGGAUCACAUUCUCAGGCAGUCCCAGUGCUUGUGUCGCUUCUUCGUUCAGGAUCACUUGGAGUGAAGAUGCAAGCUGCUACUGUCUUAGGCUCCUUAUGUAAAGAGAAUGAAUUACGGGUAAAAGUCUUACUUGGUGGUUGCAUUCCUCCACUGCUUGGUCUUCUGAAAUCAAGUUCAGCAGAAGGUCAGAUUGCAGCGGCAAAGACCAUACAUGCUGUAUCUCAAGGUGGUGCUAAGGACCAUGUUGGGUCAAAAAUUUUUUCCACUGAAGGGGUUGUGCCAGUGCUUUGGGAGCAAUUGGCAAAGGGACUCAAGACUGGAAAUGUAGUUGAUGACUUGUUAACUGGAGCUUUGCGGAACCUAUCUAGCAGCACAGAGAGAUUCUGGACAGCAACGAUAGAAGUUGGAGGAGUAGAUAUACUUGUGAAGCUGCUCAAAACAGGGCAGUCAAGUACCCAAGCCAAUGUUUGCUUUCUCCUGGCAUGUAUGAUGAUGGAAGAUGCAUCUAUUUGUUCAGGGGUCUUAGCUGCUGAGGCCACAAAACAGCUCCUCAAAUUACUUGGACCUGGCAAUGAUCCCUCUGUUAGAGCAGAAGCUGCAGCUGCUCUUAAAUCUCUUUCUGCACAGUGCAAAGAGGCGAGGAAGGAUAUAGCAAAUUGCAAUGGUAUACCUGCUUUAAUAAAUGCUACAAUAGCCCCUUCAAAAGAAUUCAUGCAGGGUGAGUUUGCUCAAGCUUUGCAAGAGAAUGCAAUGUGUGCUCUGGCCAAUAUUUCUGGUGGCUUAUCGUAUGUCAUUUCCAGUCUUGGUCAAAGCCUCGAAUCAUGCACCUCUCCUGCACAGGUGGCUGACACAUUAGGGGCUUUGGCUUCAGCUCUCAUGAUAUAUGAUAGUAAAGCAGAAACUGCUAGAGCAUCAGAUCCGCUAGAGGUGGAGCAGACACUGGUUAAGCAAUUUAAACCUAACUUAGCAUUUCUGGUGAAGGAGCGAACAAUAGAAGCCCUUGCCAGUCUGUAUGGUAAUACGGUACUCUCAAGUAAACUUGCAAAUUCUGAUGCAAAACGCCUGCUUGUUGGUUUGAUUACCAUGGCAACUAAUGAAGUUCAAGAUGAGUUGAUUAAGUCCCUUCUCAUUCUCUGCAAGAAUGAGGGUAGUUUAUGGUAUGCCCUUCAGGGUCGUGAAGGGAUCCAGCUAUUGAUAUCACUUCUUGGUCUUUCAUCAGAGCAGCAACAAGAGUGCUCUGUUGCAUUACUUUGUCUUCUAUCUAAUGAAAAUGAUGAAAGUAAAUGGGCUAUAACAGCCGCUGGUGGCAUACCUCCACUUGUUCAAAUUUUGGAGACGGGGUCUGCAAAAGCCAAGGAAGAUUCUGCUACCAUACUUGGAAACCUGUGUAACCAUAGUGAAGAUAUACGAGCAUGUGUUGAAAGUGCUGAUGCUGUUCCAGCUUUGUUAUGGCUGCUAAAAAAUGGUAGCUCCCAUGGAAAGGAGAUUGCUGCAAAGACUUUAAAUCAUUUGAUUCACAAAUCAGAUACAGCAACCAUCAGCCAACUUACAGCACUAUUAAUUAGCGAUCUUCCUGAAUCUAAGGUCUAUGUCUUGGAUGCAUUAAGAAGUCUGCUUUCUGUGGUCCCCAUCAAUGACAUGCUCCGUGAAGGUAGUGCUGCAAAUGAUGCAAUUGAAACAAUGGUAAAAAUCUUGGGCUCGACUAAGGAAGAGACUCAAGCUAACUCUGCAUCAGCUCUUGCUGGUAUCUUUGAACUGAGGAAGGAUCUGCGAGAAAGUAACAUUGCCAUUAAAACUCUUUUGUCAGCAAUGAAGCUGCUAAAUGAAGAAUCAGAGAACAUCUUAGUAGAGUCUUCCAGAUGCCUAGCUGCAGUAUUUCUUUCAAUCAAAGAGAACCGUGAUGUGGCUGCUGUUGCUAGAGAUGCAUUACCCUCAUUGGUUGUGCUUGCCAAUUCUUCAAACUUGCAAGUAGCUGAGCAGGCUGUAUGUGCUUUGGCAAAUCUUCUUUUGGACCGUGAAGUUUCAGAGAAAGCUGUUCCUGAGGAAAUCAUUUUGCCUGCUACUAGAAUUUUGCGUGAUGGAAGAAUGGGAGGAAAGACCCACGCUGCAGCAGCAAUUGCCCGGCUUCUCCAUUCUCGUGAAGUUGACUCUUCCUUGACUGAUUGUGUAAAUCGGGCUGGAACACUUCUUGCAUUGGUGUCUUUCCUUGAAUCUGCAGAUAGCUGUUCUCCUGCUAUGUCAGGGGCUUUAGAUGCUUUGGCUUGUCUCUCUAGGUCAGAAGGAGCUAAUGGGCACAUUAAACCUGCAUGGGUUGUUCUUGCUGAGUUGCCAGAUAGCAUAACCCCAAUAGUCUUGUGCAUUGCUGAUGCAACACCAUUGUUGCAGGACAAAGCGAUAGAAAUACUUUCUCUGCUUUGCCGUGCUCAGCCUAUCGUUUUGGGAAAUGCAGUUGCCUCCGCCUCUGGAUGUAUUUCUGCUAUUGCAGAAAGGGUCAUAAGUACCUCAGCUGCAAGGAUCAAAAUAGGAGGAGCUGCACUUCUUGUUUGCACUGCAAAAAUGAAUCACCAAAAAGUGGUAGAAGAUCUAAAUGCAUCAACUUUAUGCACUCGACUGGUUCAAUCUCUUGUUGGAAUGCUGAGCUCUGUACAGUUUUGUCAUCUUGAAAAUCAGAGGGGUAAAGGAGCCAUCAGCAUUUGCAGGAAUAUCAAAGAAGAAGCAAGUAAAGGAGAAGUGGAGAAGAAUACAACAGCUAUUUAUGGUGUCAACAUAGCCAUAUGGCUACUUUCUGCUCUUGCUAGUCGUGAUGAAAAAAGUAAAAUCGAGACUAUGGAGGCUGGAGCAGUUGAAAUUCUUACUGAGAAAAUUUCCCAAUCUCUAUCACGAUACUCUCAGAAUGAUUUUAGCGAGGACAGUAGCAUAUGGAUUUGUGCCUUAAUGCUGGCAGUUUUAUUUCAAGAUAGAGACAUCAUACGAUCAAAUGCAACAAUGAAAGCUAUACCAGUGCUAGCUAAUUUCUUGAAAUCAGAGGAGCCAGCAAACAGAUACUUUGCUGCCCAAGUUAUGGCCAGCCUUGUCUGUAAUGGCAGCAGGGGAACCCUUCUAUCGGUUGCAAAUUCAGGGGCUGCGGCAGGACUUAUAUCCUUGCUUGGUUGUGCUGAUGCUGAUAUAGGAGACCUUUUAGAAUUAUCAGAGGAAUUCUUUUUGGUGCGUUAUCCAGAUCAAGUUGCUCUUGAAAGAUUGUUUAGAGUUGAUGACAUAAGGGUUGGUGCUACUUCUAGAAAAGCUAUUCCAGCUCUUGUUGAUUUGUUAAAACCAAUUCCAGAUCGUCCAGGUGCUCCUUUUCUAGCUCUUGGACUUCUGAUCCAACUUGCUAAAGACUGUCCUUCAAAUAAGGUUGUAAUGGUAGAGUCAGGUGCAUUAGAAGCUCUGACUAAAUAUUUGUCACUGAGCCCACAAGAUACAACUGAAGAAGCUGCUACUGAUCUUCUGGGUAUUCUUUUUAGCACUGCUGAAAUACGGAAACAUGAAUCUGCAUUUGCUGCUGUUAGUCAACUUGUGGCAGUGCUACGUUUAGGUGGAAGAGCUGCAAGAUAUAGUGCAGCCAAGGCCUUAGAAAGCCUUUUCACUGCAGAUCAUAUAAGGAAUGCUGAAUCAGCCAGGCAAGCUGUUCAACCUUUGGUCGAAAUUCUAAAUACUGGUUUGGAGAAGGAGCAACAUGCUGCUAUUGCUGCACUGGUUAGGCUGCUCAGUGAGAAUCCAUCAAGAGCCCUUGCAGUUGCAGAUGUUGAGAUGAAUGCUGUAGACGUUCUUUGCAGGAUUCUCUCAUCCAAUUGCUCCAUGGAAUUGAAAGGUGAUGCCGCUGAGUUAUGCUCUGUUCUUUUCGGAAAUACAAGAAUCAGAUCCACGAUGGCUGCAGCUCGCUGUGUGGAGCCUCUGGUUUCUCUCCUCGUCACUGAGUUUAGUCCUGCUCAUCAUUCUGUUGUUCGUGCAUUGGACAAACUAUUAGAUGAUGAACAACUUGCAGAGCUGGUUGCCGCACAUGGUGCAGUUAUUCCCCUUGUCGGCCUCCUUUAUGGUCGAAAUUAUUUGCUUCAUGAGGGUAUCUCCAGAGCUCUUGUGAAGUUGGGUAAAGACAGGCCAGCUUGUAAGAUGGAAAUGGUGAAAGCUGGGGUGAUUGAAAGCAUACUUGAUAUCCUUCAUGAAGCUCCUGAUUUCCUGUGUGCUGCUUUUGCUGAAUUACUCAGAAUACUUACCAACAAUUCUAGUAUUGCCAAGGGUCCAUCUGCAGCAAAAGUAGUUGAGCCUCUGUUCAUGUUGUUGACAAGGCCUGACUUUGGACCUGAUGGACAACACAGUACUUUACAGGUUCUUGUGAAUAUUUUGGAGCAUCCACAGUGCCGUGCUGAUUACAAUUUAACGGCUCACCAAGCAAUUGAACCACUGGUUCCUCUACUUGAUUCUCCUGCCUCAGCUGUGCAACAGUUGGCAGCUGAGCUUCUUUCGCAUGUGCUCCUUGAAGAGAAUCUUCAAAAGGACCCAGUAACACAGCAAGUCAUCGGUCCUCUUGUACGAGUUCUUGGUUCUGGUAUACCCAUUUUGCAGCAGAGAGCAGUGAAGGCACUUGUUGGUGUUGCGCUAACUUGGCCAAAUGAAAUUGCAAAAGAGGGUGGCGUUGCUGAGCUGUCCAAAGUGGUAUUACAAGCUGAUCCUUUGCUCCCUCAUGCCUUGUGGGAGUCUGCUGCUUCUGUUCUGUCUAGUAUUCUACAGUUUAGUUCGGAUUUUUAUUUGGAAGUGCCAGUUGCAGUGUUGGCAAAGUUGCUUCGAUCAGGUUCAGACAGCACAGUACUUGGUGCAUUAAAUGCCCUUCUGGUUUUGGAGAGUGAUGACUCUACAAGCGCUCAAGCAAUGGCUGAAAGUGGUGCUAUAGAGGCUCUUCUGGAGCUUCUCAGAUGUCAUCAAUGUGAAGAAACUGCUGCAAGGCUUCUUGAAGUGUUGUUGAACAAUGUCAAAAUCAGAGAAACAAAAGCUACCAAAUCUGCAAUUUUACCGCUAUCACAGUAUCUCUUGGAUCCACAAACCCAAGGUCAACAAGCAAGAUUACUGGCGACUCUUGCUCUGGGUGACCUCUUUCAGAAUGAAGCUCUUGCUCGUACUGCAGAUGCUGUUGCUGCCUGCCGGGCAUUGGUCAAUUUGCUUGAGGAUCAACCAACAGAAGAAAUGAAGGUUGUGGCCAUCUGUGCCUUGCAGAACCUUGUUAUGUAUAGCCGGUCAAAUAAAAGAGCAGUUGCAGAGGCUGGUGGCGUUCAGGUGGUGCUGGAUCUCAUUGGUGCUAGUGACCCUGAUACAUCAGUUCAGGCUGCAAUGUUUAUUAAACUUCUUUUCUCGAAUAAUACCAUUCAAGAGUAUGCUUCAAGUGAAACUGUCAGAGCUAUAACUGCUGCAAUUGAGAAAGAUUUAUGGGCAACUGGAACAGUAAGCGAAGAGUAUCUGAAGGCUCUGAAUGCUCUCUUUGGCAACUUCCCUCGUCUGAGGGCUACAGAACCUGCAACACUAAGUAUUCCACAUCUGGUUACAUCACUUAAGACUGGAUCAGAGGCAAGUCAAGAAGCCGCAUUGGAUGCAUUGUUUCUUCUCAGGCAAGCUUGGUCAGCAUGCCCAGCUGAAGUCUCCCGAGCACAAUCAAUUGCUGCUGCUGAUGCUAUUCCCUUGUUGCAAUAUCUGAUACAAUCAGGACCACCUCGGUUUCAGGAGAAGGCAGAAUUCUUGUUGCAAUGCCUGCCGGGAACACUAGUGGUAAUUAUUAAGCGAGGCAACAAUAUGAGGCAGUCAGUUGGCAACCCAAGUGUUUAUUGCAAGCUGACACUUGGAAACACACCACCUCGACAAACUAAGGUUGUAUCAACUGGUCCUAAUCCAGAGUGGGAAGAGAGCUUUGCGUGGUCCUUUGAAAGUCCUCCCAAAGGCCAGAAACUUCACAUAUCAUGCAAGAAUAAGAGCAAAAUGGGAAAGAGCUCAUUUGGAAAGGUAACAAUCCAGAUUGACCGUGUCGUGAUGCUAGGUGCUGUUGCCGGGGAGUAUACUCUGCUACCUGAAAGCAAAAGUGGACCUUCAAGAAAUCUGGAAAUAGAAUUCCAGUGGUCUAAUAAUAAUCAUGCUACAGUACUUUUAACUGAACAGCAAAACUAGAGAAAAGUACAUGAUACAAAUUUUCGUAAACCAUUUUUCCAGCUUUAUUUAUUUUAACAGUGUAUAUAGUUCUGGGAGAGAUCUUAUUUUUUGUAGUGUUCAUUCUCAAAAUUCGGACGUCGAUUUCCUGAUAUAUUCAUUGCAGUAUGAUCCAACUCAAAUUACCAGCAAGGAUUUGGUGGAUCAAUGUAUACCUUUCUUGUAACAUUUUGUAUUCAUACUUGUGUGAAAUGUCAAAUGUAGAGGAUAGGAUUAAUAAGAUGUUUUGCUAGACAUGCGUGAUUUCUUAUGACUUGUUUGUUUGAGAAUGUAUCAAAGUUGUCUUUAGCAUCA